CCACACCAUUUUGGCAAGUACAGAAAAAAGUUUCAGUUAGAGUUGAAACACAAACUGUCUCGCGUUGGGCUGUCCUGCCAAAGAAAGCAGCACUAAAUACGUGGCAGAUGGGCUGCCAACCAGUGUCAUGACCAAGUUUCAUGGGUUCCUGGACGCUCAGCCAGUGGUCGUCUCCGAAGGGCCGCCUGGCUCUUGGAAACAGAAGCCAGUUUCCCGCCAUCUGCUGUCCGUGGAGGCUGUGCCCUCGCAGCUGCUGCCCUCUGGGUUCCAGCUGAGGAAGGGGCAAGUGAGUCUCAGGUUCGUUUUUUGCUCGGGCUGCCGCUCUGCGGCCUUGGGGCGGGGGCUUCUGCGGCGCCAGCUCCAAAGGCGGAUCCAGGAGGGAGGGACCUCCUCGGAGAAGCGGGGCGCGGUCCCAACUACGCAGAGGCUCACAGGCCGACCCUCCUCUCCUCACGCCACACCCAUCUGCGUCCGGGUCCACACAUUCACCCUACAGACGCACGCCAACCCCACCCAGAUGCAAAGCAGGUUUUCCAAAGAACAUCUUUGCGUUUUCUUACCAGCUUCCCAGAAUCGAACUACGGAGGAAGAAGCAGUUGAGAAACACAACUUCUUUCCAUUGUGCUGCCCGUUUCUGCCGACUUGUUCUGAGGCCGAGGAGCCUGUGUUGGAAGAGAUGGUGAUGGGCCUGCACAUUUUGUUGUUUGUCUUCAUUCUGGGUCUGGGUCUGACCCCACCGACUCUGGCUCAAAAUGACAUCAGGUACAUCAAGUUCCUGAACCAGCACUAUGAUCCCAAAACAAAGAACGGGAAUGACAAAUACUGUGAAAAAAUGAUGAGGUUAAGGGACAUGAUAUCACCCUGCAAAGGAAUCAACACCUUUAUUCAUGGCAACAAGGCCAGCAUCAAGGCCAUCUGUGGAAAUCAGAAUGGAGAGCCUUACAACGGAAACCAAAGAAGAAGCAGGUCUGCUUUCCAGGUCACCAUUUGCAAGCAUAUAGGAGAGUCCCCCCGGCCUCCAUGCCGGUACCGAGCCACAGCGGGGUUCAGAAACAUUGUUAUUGCCUGUGAAAAUGGCUUACCUGUCCACUUAGAUGAGUCCAUUUUCCGUCCGUAACCAGUGGGCCACUGGUCCAGUACUGGCUCUACUGUCCUUGCCUUACAUUUCUCCUCUGCACCCCAUAACAGGGGUGGCAACAUUCGCUGCCAAGGGCCCAAAGAAAGAGCCACCUUGACCUUUUGUUUUCUGUUUGACAACAUGUUUAAUAAAUAAAAAUGUCUCUGAAAUCAAUAA
Molecule: messenger RNA, 1294 nt
Organism: Cebus imitator (Panamanian white-faced capuchin)
Lineage: Eukaryota; Metazoa; Chordata; Mammalia; Primates; Cebidae
Gene: ANG
Product: angiogenin
Exons: 2
Coding region: 128-1117 (329 amino acids)
Biological process (GO): antibacterial humoral response; defense response to Gram-positive bacterium; antimicrobial humoral immune response mediated by antimicrobial peptide
Molecular function (GO): RNA nuclease activity; nucleic acid binding
Source: RefSeq, a predicted model, not a curated record